UUAAUGCGGGAAAUUUUUGUUUUUGUCGUUUCAUGGUAGAAUUUUCAGAUUUUCAAGAAGAAAAUUAAGACGAUGUCGAAGUCACAACGCACUCCAAAGAAUAGCCGCUUAUCACAGAUAAACGCAACUUUACAUAAUGCAAGUGUUGAUCGCAAAAGAGAAUUGCAAUCUUUAUUGGCACAAGGAAUCACGUUGAAUGAAAAUAUCGAAAACAAAGAUUCCGACGAAGUUUUGAAAGAAGUGAGAGCUAUCAUCGAGCGUGCAAACGAACUUUCCAAAGAGUGUUCAGAUGCCUUGGUUGCUUCAAAAGACAAUACAGAAGUCAUCUUCACUGCAAGCGAGAACGUCGUUGAUGCUUCCGUUUUGAAAAUCGGACACGAAAUUGUCGGAAAUAUCGCUGCAAGACUCGGGCACAGAGAAUUCUCGGAAGCUGCACAUGCCGAAAAAAUUUGCUCACAAAUUCGUGAAGGCGGAAAACUUAAUUGGAACAAGUAUGGCGAGAUGAUUUUUGAUAAAAUCAAAUGCCCGCGAUUCGGAGUCUCCUUUUUGGGCACAUUUGAUGGUCAAGCAGAAGCAAUGGUGCAUCCAAAGAAGGAACGUGUCAUGCGUCAAAAAGCUGAAAUUGGUGAGAUGAAACGCCCCGAAAAGGUAACAACGUUGGAGAAGGAAGAAAAGGGCGCACAAUUGCUUCAACAAGUACGCACACAGAUCGAAAGUGAAUAUUUGCGACGAGGAAAUGUGCCGUUUCCCUAUUACGAGUUGAUUUUGGAUCGUGAUGAUUUUAUGCAUACUGUUGAUAAUGCAUUUCAUGUUGCUUUUCUCGUGCGCGAUGGUCAUGUAGGUCUUGCAUGCGACGAAAAUGACGAUCCGAUCGUUUAUGUACCAACAAAGACGCAAAAACAGCUUAAGGAACACGAAAAAUCGACGAAACAAGCCAUUGUAGGUCUAAAUUACGGCAAAUGGCUCAAGGCAAAAGAACAUUACGGCGAAAAUGAACCAAUUCUAAAGUUGGAUCGUUCGGAGCUUAUCACUUCGACUCAAGCUACGCAACAAACAUAAUCCCUUAAUAUGAAGACUGUGAACUAUUUAGAGCUUAAGUUAUCGUACUGCGCGAAUUUUGAAUGAAUGAAGAUUGGAUUUGUUAAAAAUAAAUCAGAUUUUUAAUAAACAUGAAUGU
Molecule: messenger RNA, 1177 nt
Organism: Culicoides brevitarsis
Lineage: Eukaryota; Metazoa; Arthropoda; Insecta; Diptera; Ceratopogonidae
Gene: Nse4
Product: non-structural maintenance of chromosomes element 4 homolog A
Exons: 2
Coding region: 73-1059 (328 amino acids)
Biological process (GO): DNA repair
Cellular component (GO): Smc5-Smc6 complex; nucleus
Source: RefSeq, a predicted model, not a curated record